AUGAUGCACGCCGCCGUCUCGACGACGACGACGACGACGACGACGACGACGACGACGCACGCGGCGCCCGCGAUCGGUCGCCGCGUCGCGCGUCCCCGCGCCGCCGCCGCCGCCGCGUCGUCGUCGUCGUCGCCUCGAGGGCGACGGCAAUGUCACCCGAGGGUUUCGGCGCGGCAUCGCCGACCGAGUCAUCAUCCCUUCUCCUCCUCCGCGCCGGUUCACGUCCACCACCGCCACCACCACCACCGCGGCGCGUCGACGCGCGUCCCCAACGCGGUGUCCCCGCCGGGCACCGAGGAAGAGAUCGACGACGCGUUCACGCCGCAGCAGCUCGGCUUCAAGGACAUCGUCUCGCUGUGGGUCACGCAAAUCUUACAGGCGCGUUCUAUGUCACACUGGUCCCCAUACGACCGCGUCCGCGUGGUGAACGCCGAUCCUUAA
This is a messenger RNA of Micromonas pusilla CCMP1545, 441 nucleotides long. RefSeq lists its product as uncharacterized. The record is from RefSeq and is a predicted model, not a curated record. NCBI's taxonomy places the organism in Eukaryota, Viridiplantae, Chlorophyta, Mamiellophyceae, Mamiellales, Mamiellaceae. The coding region runs from base 1 to 441 and encodes 146 amino acids. The transcript has a single exon.